AUGGAAUCUACAACACAACCAGAACCAGAAUCGACUGUUGCACCAACCACUGUUGAAGAGCAAGUCAACACUGAAUCUGCUCCAGAGACAACCACCGUUCCAGAGACAGAGACAACUACCUCUGUUCCAGAGACAACCACCACUGCUCCAGAGACAACUACGACUGUCCCAGAGACUACUGUUGCAACAACAGUGGUUGGGGAGGAUGUUGUCGCAGCUGAACCAGUUGAACCAGUCGUGGUGACAGCUGCCACCACCCUAGCUCCAGAAGAGGAACAACAAACAGUCAUUACAACACCAACCAUUGUUGUAGUUGCUCAAGAGUUUUUGGAUGUUCCAGCUUUGAGAGCCCCAGCUGGAGCUGAGGUCUCAGAGAUCAAGACACCAACAUCGUCAUCAACCACUACUACUACGACUACUACAGUAGUGGAAAGAACACCAAUUAAUUGUGAAACUGGAGUAGAUUACCAAGAGACAUUUGAUCAUCCAAACUUCCAUAUGGCCGGUUGGUUGUGGACACAUGCAGUAUGCAGACGUCUCUACAUGCUCAUCGAGAAGAAGAUCAAUAGCAACUGGACACCCAAGACCAACAAAGAGGUCAAAGAAGUCGUCCGUGCCAUUCGAGCCUGCGACCAAUGGCUCAAGAGUCACCACCUCCACGAAGACGAUAUUGUAUGGCCAUGGUUGGCAGCUCUCAAACCAGAGACCAAGGACAUUCUCGAUGGUGCCAUGACCGAGCAACACCACGGUUGGGAAGACCUCUCUAAAGAGUUGCAAGACACUCUCACAGAGUUGGACACUGAUAAUACGCUGACUGCCGACUCUGACACCUUUGCACCGCUACUUGCGCGUUUGCAAGAUGUACAUUAUCGAAUUGUCGUGUCGGUCAUGUCGCACUUUGUCGACGAAGAGAAACUCCUUAUCCCACUUUGCCUGACACUUGACAAAUCGGAACAAAUUAAAACAGGUGAUCUUAUCCACAAGCGCGUCAAGAGUGAGCCAAUGGCCAAGUUUGGGUUCUGCGGUAUGAUCGAUCUCGCCAAGAACGACAAGGUCGUUGGCAAAUCAAUCAACAAGUCUAUCCCAGGUCUCAUCAGAAAAUUGUUGCCUGCACUUUGGAAUAAAUCAGAAUAUAAAUGGUUCAUUACUGCUUUGGAAGUUGUACAAUAA
This is a messenger RNA of Cavenderia fasciculata, 1170 nucleotides long. RefSeq lists its product as uncharacterized. Bases 1 to 1170 code for a protein of 389 amino acids. The transcript has a single exon. NCBI's taxonomy places the organism in Eukaryota, Evosea, Eumycetozoa, Acytosteliales, Cavenderiaceae. The record is from RefSeq and is a predicted model, not a curated record.